GGUGCCCCACUGGGCCUGGGUGCCGGUGGCUGAGCCCCGUACUCCGGCAGGAGAAGGACGGCGAGUUCAGCGUGCUGCAGCUGGUGGGCAUGCUCCGGGGCAUUGCGGCUGGCAUGAAGUACCUGGCCAACAUGAACUAUGUCCACCGCGACCUGGCUGCCCGCAACAUCCUCGUCAACAGCAACCUGGUCUGCAAGGUGUCCGACUUCGGCCUGUCCCGCGUGCUGGAGGAUGACCCCGAGGCCACCUACACCACCAGCGGCGGCAAGAUUCCCAUCCGCUGGACAGCCCCGGAGGCCAUUUCCUACCGCAAGUUCACCUCGGCCAGCGACGUGUGGAGCUAUGGCAUCGUCAUGUGGGAGGUGAUGACGUACGGCGAGCGGCCCUACUGGGAGCUGUCGAACCAUGAG
This is a messenger RNA of Suricata suricatta (meerkat), 410 nucleotides long. Its product is annotated as ephrin type-A receptor 2-like. Lineage: Eukaryota; Metazoa; Chordata; Mammalia; Carnivora; Herpestidae. The record is from RefSeq and is a predicted model, not a curated record. Gene Ontology annotation, biological process: axon guidance; protein phosphorylation. The transcript has 2 exons. Gene Ontology annotation, molecular function: ATP binding; transmembrane-ephrin receptor activity. Gene Ontology annotation, cellular component: neuron projection. The annotation marks the transcript as partial.